UUCUGUCCUAUAGGGUCAUGACUCAGUGGCAAUGGAUAUAUAUAUAUACAUGUAAACUGGAAAAAAUAACAGCAUGCUGUUAUGUCAAUGGAAAUGAUCUAGUCGCACAAUUAUAAAAUGAUUCAGAAUAUUUGGAUUGCUGGAGCAUGGAGACAGAGAGAAGAAGAAGGAGAAAAAGAAAAAGAAGGAGGAGGAAGAAGGAAAGAAGGAGAAGGGAGAGAAAAAAGUGGGGAUGGGAGGAGAGAAGAGAGAGUAAAGAAGGGAAGGGAGGGGAAAGUGAGAAGAAUGGAGAGACAGGGAAACAGAAGGAAAGGGAAAAGAGGGAAGGAAGGAAGAGAAAAAGAGUGAAGAAAAGAGGAUGAGAUGAGGAGUGUGGAGGUGAAGGUAGAGUAGGGGAGGGGAGAAGAAAGAGAGGAAAGUUGGGAGGUAGGGUGGAAUAUGAACAAAUAAAGGUCAGAUUAUCAAAGUCCUUUUUAAAGGGGGUGACUUAAAAAAAGUUGACAAUGAGGAAUUUUAAACAAUAAAGUGGAAGGGUUAUUUUUGAAAUCAAAUUAUAUCAUUCAGGCUAAGAUGAGGAGAGAAAGGCAGCAGGAACACAGGUGUUAGAACCCCCACCCCCACACAGGUAUGUAUGCAUAUAAUCCUAUUUAAACCCAGUAAACUACGACUAUGGAGUGUAUUUAGGGACUCUUUUCCUCUUCAAUAAGAAAUCAAAUAUGUUUAAUACUCAUGUCCUCAGAACAUCAUAGAUGUGAUCUUAAAAGUAUCCUUGUUUAAGGCAGGAAAUGAACUACUUGAUUUUCCUGGUAUUUUUGCACUAUUUGUUUUCUUGAUUUCUUUCUUAUCCCAGCAAAAGAACCCUCCAAUCUGAGAAAAAAGUAUGACCAACCAUACAACCGUGACUGAAUUUGUUCUCCUGGGAUUCAGGGAUCAUCCAGAGCUACAAUGUCUUCUUUUUGUGGUGUUCCUACUUAUGUAUGUGACCACUGUUCUUGGAAAUCUUGGCAUGAUCCUGUUAAUCAAAACUGACUCUCGUUUCCACACUCCAAUGUAUUUCUUCCUCAGUAACUUGUCCCUUGUUGAUUUCUGCUACUCUUCUGUCAUUGCCCCUAAUAUGCUGGUGAACUUCUGGGUGGAGAACCCAGUCAUUUCAUUUAAUGGAUGUGCCACUCAAUUCUUCUUUUUUGGUUCCUUUGCUGGCAUUGAGGGCUUCCUGUUGGCUGUGAUGGCCUAUGACCGUUAUGUGGCCAUUUGCGAGCCUCUACUUUACACAGUCACCAUGUCCCCGCAUCUCAACAUCCUAUUGGUGUUAUCUACAUAUCUUGCAGGCUUUAUAAAUGCUUCCAUUCAUACUGGCUUCACCUUCCAGCUGUCUUUCUGUGGCUCAAAUGCCAUCAACCACUUUUUCUGUGACAUUCUGCCACUCCUUAAACUCUCUUGUUCUGACACACACAUCAACGAGGUUGUCAUUUUUGCUUUUGCCAGUUUUAAUGAACUGAGUUGCCUCCUGACUAUCCUCAUUUCUUAUCUCUACAUCCUGGUAGCCAUCUUGAGGAUCCAGUCUGCUGAGGGAAGGUGCAAAGCCUUCUCCACCUGUGCUUCCCAUUUGAUAGCAGUCACCAUCUUCUUUGGGACAAUCCUCUUCAUGUAUCUGCACCCCAGCUCCAGCUACUCAAUGGACCAAGACAAAGUGGUGUCUGUGUUUUAUACAGUGAUCAUCCCCAUGUUAAAUCCUCUCAUCUAUAGUCUGAGAAACAAAGAGGUCAAAUCUUCCUUCGGUAAAGUGUUUAAAACAAACUCUUUUUACAUGUGUUUUUAG
Molecule: messenger RNA, 1819 nt
Organism: Loxodonta africana (African savanna elephant)
Lineage: Eukaryota; Metazoa; Chordata; Mammalia; Proboscidea; Elephantidae
Product: olfactory receptor 5AP2-like
Exons: 1
Coding region: 881-1819 (312 amino acids)
Biological process (GO): sensory perception of smell; G protein-coupled receptor signaling pathway
Cellular component (GO): membrane
Molecular function (GO): odorant binding; G protein-coupled receptor activity; olfactory receptor activity
Source: RefSeq, a predicted model, not a curated record